CGCGGCCAUGCCCUCCCCCACCGACUCCAGCCGCUCGCUGACCGGCCGCAGCUCCCGCAGCCUCACCCACCUCCGCCUUCAGCGCACCUGGCUGCAGGUCCUGCUGGUCCUGGGUCUCGUGCAAGCCAUCCUGGGUGUCCUCAUCGUCACCUUCAGCUUGGUGGCGGCUACCAUCACUCCCUCCACCAAAAUCCGUCACUCCUGCCCGUCCUGGGCCGGCUUCUCGCUGGCACUGUCCGGGCUCGUUGGCAUCAUCUCCUGGAAGCGGCCGCUCACCCUGGUGAUCGCCUUCUUCACGCUGCUGUCGGUGCUCGGCGUCAUGCUGAGCCUCGCCGGCUCCAUCCUGUCCUGCCAGAACGCGCAGCUGGUGAAGUCCCUGGAGGCCUGCGAGACGGAGAGGGACACGUGCGUCUGCUGCCAGGCCCGCUCGGAGCCCCCACCCGCCUCCUGCAGCCAGCAGAGCGAGAUGCUGACCAUGUUCCCCAACCCCAACUGCCGGAGCAUCCGUGUGGCACUCAAGGAUCUCCUCUUCAGUGUCUGCGGCCUGACCAUCUUCUCCACCAUCAUCUGCACGCUCUCUGCUGUCGUGUGCUGCAUCCAGAUCUUCUCCCUUGACAUCGUCCACGUGCUGGUCCCACAGCGCUCGAGCUCUGUGACGUUGGAGUGCACGUCUCCCCCUGACACCUUUCUGCAGACCAUGAUGGACUUCGAUGAGUUUGUGCCCCCGGUGCCACCGCCCCCCUACUACCCCCCUGAGUACACCUGCAGCUCUGAGACAGAUGCACAGAGCAUCACAUACAACGGCUCCAUGGACAGCCCCGUGCCCCUCUACCCAACCGACUUCCCCCCAUCAUACGAGACUGUGAUGGGGCUGCGGGGAGACAGCCAGGCCACCCUGUUCGACUCGCAGCUCACAGAGGGCUCCCACGCCUGCACCUGUGACCGUGUCCCCUCCAUUGUGCUCAGCGGAGAAGUCUCCAUGGACAGCGGGUCCCUGAUCAUGUCCGAGAUCAUGGACAUCCCUGGGGACAGCAGCCCCUCGGAGGACUCGUGCCUGCUGGAGCUGCAGGGCUCCAUGCGCUCCGUCGACUACGUCCUGUUCCGCUCCAUCCAGCGCAGCCGCGCCGAUUACUGCCUGAGCGUGGACUGCGUGCAGUGCAGCCACCACGCGCGCAGCCCCACGCUGGGCCUGCAGGGCCCCUUCGAGGAGCGGCCCCAGCCCCGCGUGCGGGGCGAGCGCUCCUACUCCUGCUCCACCGCGGAGCCCGGCCACGACGGCAUCUUGGUGGGGGCAGCCGUCACCCACAGCUGCAACCGGCUGGCGGGGCUGGCGCGCUGUGCCGGGCCCUGCUUCCCUGAGGUGCGGCUCAAGGACAAGGGCUCCUCACUGCAGGGGCGCGGCGGGGGCCGCCCCGCGGACACCCGCCCCGGCCAGCCCCGGCGCAACAGCGAGACCUCCUGCCCCUCGUCGCCGGCCCCGGGGCUGGCCCCGCGCCCGCUGCUGAGGUCGCACAGUGACCCCGGUGUCCCCAUGGUCGGCCGUGCUGCAGAUUUCAGGGAAGUACUUUAUACCAAAGCACUGGAGGACAGCGUGUCCGACUCCUCCACUGAUACAGGGCUGUGCUCCGAGGCCUGCCUGCUCCGCCGUUCCCACUGUGACUCCCCGCCGCUGCUCCGGGCCAGCUCGGUGGGCAAGAACAAGCUGCCACCCUGCAAGAAGGUGCCUCAGCAGCUGUCAAAGACAACCACCCGCUCCCUGGGGGACCUCAAGGGCUACCGGGGCACCCGCGGGCUGGUGGCCAGGUUCCUGCAGAGACCCAAGCGCAGCCUGGCAGCUGGCACGGAGGUGUCUGGGCACAGCUUCCACGGGCACAAACAGGUUCCCUGGAGCGCCUGGCCAGGUGAAGAGCAGCCCCACGAAGGAAUCCACCUGCAGAGCUGUGGGGACCUGAGCUCCACGUCGUCGCUGCGCCGGCUCCUGUCCACACGGCGGCUGGAGCGCGGCCGCCCGCGGAGCCUCAGCGGGGCCUGCAAGGAGAGCGCGCUCUGAGGGCACCGCCUCCAUCGGGACCCUCCGGAGCCCCUCUCUGGGCUCAGCCUCCACCGGGACCCUCCGGAGCCCCGCUCUGGGCUCAGCCUCUGCAGGGACCCUCCGGAGCCCCGCUCUGGGCUCAGCCUCCGCAGGGACCCUCCAGAGCCCCGCUCUGGGUUCAGCCUCUGCAGGGACCCUCCGGAGCCCCGCUCUGGGUUCAGCCUCCACCGAGACCCUCCGGAGCCCCACUCUGGGCUCAGCCUCCGCAGGGACCCUCCAGAGCCCCUCUCUGGGCUCAGCCUCCACCAGGACCCUCUGGAGCCCCGCUCUGGGCUCAGCCUCCGCAGGGACCCUCCGGAGCCCCGCUCUGGGCUCAGCUUCCGCAGGGACCCUCCGGAGCCCCGCUCUGGCUCAGCCCUGGACAUUGCUCAGACAUUGCUGCUGCCCUGGUGGGGCUGAGCCUGUGCUGCUGCCCCUGGGGCUCAGCUGGGCCCUUCCCCAGGCGGGGCUGGGGUGAGGGGCUGGUCCCCUGGGGCCGGGAUGGCCGUGCCUGUCCCCUGCCUGUCUGGGAUGGUGAUGCCUGUUCCUUGCCCUGUCCCUUGUUCUGGACAUGCCUGUCCCUUGUCCUGUCCCUUGUGCCAGCUGUGCCUAUUCCCUGGGAUGGCCACGCCUGUCCCCUGCCCUGUCCCAUGUUCUGGCUGUGCCUGACCCACACACUGGCCAUACCCUGUCCCCUGUGCCAGCCGUGCCUGAACCCUGGCAUGGUUGUGUCUGUCCCCUGUGCCAGCCAUGCCCGUCCCCUGCCCUGGCCAUGCUGUCCUUUGCCCUGUCCCUUUGGCUGGCUAUGCUGGCUUGAUCCCCGGUCCCUUGUGCCAGCCAUGCCUGUCCUCUGCCCUGUCCCCUCCACUGGCCGUGCCUGUCUUUUGCCUUGUUCUUUUGGCUGGCUAUGCUGGCUUGAUCCUCGGUCCCCUGUGCCAGCCGUGCCUGUACUCCAGGAUGACCUUGCCUGUCCCCUGAUCUGUCCCUUGUGCUGGUCUGGUCCCUGGCCUCCUGUGCCAGGCACUGCCAUGCCCGUCCCUUGCCCUGACCCGGCUCUGCCUGUCCCGUCUCCAGCCCCGUGCGGUCCCGGUGCCCCGCGCUGGCCGUGCCCGUUCCUCCCCUCCCGGCUGCGCCCGGGCCGCGCUGCGGGGCCGGUCCCGCGGCCGCUGCCCCUCGCUAGAGACCGAAUAAAGGUGGUCGCCGCCGCCCACGGGGCCGGUGUCACGG
This is a messenger RNA of Prinia subflava (tawny-flanked prinia), 3298 nucleotides long. It is a transcript of the gene ENTREP3, whose product is annotated as endosomal transmembrane epsin interactor 3. The coding region runs from base 8 to 2050 and encodes 680 amino acids. The transcript has 12 exons. Gene Ontology annotation, cellular component: membrane. Lineage: Eukaryota; Metazoa; Chordata; Aves; Passeriformes; Cisticolidae. The record is from RefSeq and is a predicted model, not a curated record.